AGUCUUGGUCAUUUGGAUCUGGGGCCGCUCUGUGUCUCUCUCCCGUUCCAAAACUCUACGCUCUCGAGCGAUUCUUCCCCCUCCUCCCAAACCCUAACCCUUGAUCGGGUUCCCUCCCUUUCCACUCAAACCUUUUGUCUUCGCGGGACAUUUGUGUUCUGAAACAAGGAUCGAAAACCCUAGCCGCAGUCGAUUGCGACCGAGCGACCUUGUUCGAGCUAGGGUUUGAGAAAAAUCGAAUUUAUUUUUCUCACAGAGGGAGAUCAAGGGGAUUAGCUUGUUGAAUUGCUUGUGUGUUGGUUGAUUGCUGGUGUAUCACGAAUGUCUCGGUGUUUUCCGUACCCUCCUCCUGGGUACGUGAAGAAGGGGAUCCGCGAUGAGGCCCCGAUCGAUUCGAUUAAGCUCCAAAGAGAAGAUGAGAAGGCCAAGAAAGAAAAGAAGAGGGAGAAAAAACGAGAGAAGAAAGAAAAGAAGGCUCGAGAAAAUGGGGAGCCUGAAAAUAAGAAGCAGAGUCAUAAAAAAAGGCACAAAGAUGAAAGGCGCCAAGAAGACGAGAAAGGUACAGACCAUGGAAAGAAGAGAAAACAUGAAACGGAAAACCUUGACAAGAGUGGCCUUACUGAAGAACACGAGCAACCAGUUGGUUCCCAGAACUCUUCUGAUAGCACCGUUAACAGCAACAAAAGGCAGAAGCAGGACUCUCCCCCUGAUGGCAGGCAUAAUUCUGCAAGCAUUCUUCGGAUCCGGUUGCCUCUUCAAAGGCACAAAGAUCCUGAAAUGCUACCCAGAGAGGAGCAGCCUUGCCAGUUGCCUUUAGAAACGCACAAAGAUCCAGUGAUGCUAUCCAGAGAGAAACAACCUACCCAGUUGCCUCUCCAAAAGCACAAGGAUCCAGUAGUGCUAUCAAAAGAGGAACACCCUUACCGGUUGUCACUUCAAAGGAACAAAGAUCCAGAAGUGCUACUCGGUCUUGAACAGCCUUCCCGGUUGUCUCUCCAAAGGAAAAAAGAUGCAGAAGUUCUACCCAGCCAGGAACAGCCUUCCCAGUUGUCUCUCCAAAGGCACAAAGGUCCAGAGGUGCUACGCAGUCAGGAACAACCUUCCCAGUUGUCUCUCCAAAGGCACAAAGGUCCAGUGGCGCUACCUAGCCAGGAACAACCUUCCCUGUUUUCUCUCCAAAGGAACAAAGGUCCCAGAUUGCUACCCAGCCAGGAACUGCCUUCCCGGUUGUCUCUCCAAAGGCCUAAAGGUCCAGGAGUGCUACUAAGCCAAGAACAGCCUUGCUCUUCCUCAGGAAGGACUGAUAAUGCGUUUGUUCAAGCAGUGCAAGAACCUGCUCCUAGACAAGGCAUAGACGAGGGACAGUAUCGCUGCUCUACUUCUGGAAAAGCUAGCAAAGAACACUCUUCCAGGUCUGGUAAAGAAAAACACCGAAAAUCUGGCAGCGGUUCUCUUUCUUCACAAUACAGAGAAGUAAUUGAAAACUGGGUUCAACCUCCAAUCUCACAAUGUCUUCCCGCGGACGUCGACGAUGAGGGAUGGUUGUUUGAGGCAAAGACGAAAAAGAACUGUGGGGUUGAGAAACCUACAGUCGUCAGCGAGAAACUUAGCCACGGAGACCCAACUUCUUGGCCAUGUGCUCGCCUCUUGCCCGAGUCCGAUAUAUAUGCUUUGCCAUACACAGUACCGUUCUAAACCCCUGGGGGAAAGUGGAAGAUUGACAACUGAGGAGCCGAAAGCGCGCCAGUGAAUUUGUACUUGAUGUCUUCUAGUUUUUGGGUGGUACUGUACGUGUGAAGAGGUGGUUUCCGGCUUUUUGGCUGUUGUUUUGCGCUCUCGUGCCUGGAGCGACUCCCGGUUGGGUUGAGAAAACAGCAACGUCAGAGAUGUGGGGGAAUGAUAAGUUUUGUUUUUGUAGGGUAGAUGGCAUAUUGAUGGAUCACAAACUUUGCAAUUCUUUUAAAACGAUUAUAAUAUCAUCUUCUUUUUUUUUUUUCUCCCUAAA
Molecule: messenger RNA, 2005 nt
Organism: Pyrus x bretschneideri (Chinese white pear)
Lineage: Eukaryota; Viridiplantae; Streptophyta; Magnoliopsida; Rosales; Rosaceae
Product: trichohyalin
Source: RefSeq, a predicted model, not a curated record